CCAUAAUUAUAUUGAUCCAUUGAAUGUAAUGUGAUAGAACUGCGCUCUCGGUGUCAAUCUUCUCGUGCCAGACUGUAGUUAUACCUAGAAUUUGAACUUAAUUUGACAGAUGGAUUCAUAAUUUGGUUAACUGUAGACCAGGGUUUAUGAACCACGUCUGUCUCGGAAAUGUACAGAAAUAACCUAGUAGAAUAGCUAGGUACUGGAGCUGAAAUCAGUGUCAAGUUCCAAAAUGGUAGAUUUUGGAGUAGAAACAAGGGAUCAUUUUGAGGAAUCAGAAUUAACACUUUCUGCACCUUCCAGUGUUGGCUAUUAUCAUGCCCAUCAGGCACCUCGAUUGUCAUCUUGGAGACAAAAUGACCAGGUACUGGAGCCAACUCCUCAACAGAAUAUUAUGGAGUCUCAUCAGGAUUUUGUGCAGGUUAAAAAUGACCCAGAAAAUUUGUCAAGAUUUUGCAAUACUGUGAAUUCUAUGCCAGCCAUUGGAAAUGGAAAUUCACCACCAACAGAGAGCGCAGAAGACAGUCGACUCAAAGGGCAGCUUCUUCAAGAAAUCACAAGAGCGGCUGAGACUUUUGAGCCUUACAAUGCUUCAUCUGUGUCAUCUUCUAAUUAUCGGACAUAUAAUCUUGUUCCUGAAGUGCCUCAUCCAUCUGAACCUGAAUAUGCUUUUUCAGAAACAUCCCAAUGGGUGUGGACACGCUCUGCCAGUGAUGACCGUAGUUUUGCUGGCACUUCUUCAAACAAAAUUUUGGUUGAAAAUGCAGUUGGUGCCAUUCAGUACAUUGUGCCUUCACAGUUGGUUGCAGAUUCAUUUCCAUCAUCAUUUCCACCUUUGACAGUUUCAGAAGCGCAGUCUUCCAUCAUGCCAUCAAAUUCAGUGGUACAUCGAACACAGGAGUCAUCAGUAUCAGUGUCGUCAUCUGCUCUAGAUCUGUCACCAGCAUCACCCAUUCAGGCAUCUUCUGUCCAUCCCUCUCAGACAUCUCCUGUUUCUAAUAUUCCCACCUCAUCAGCCCACCAGUUGAUGCCAUCACAGAACCCUAUUGGUAAUUUUGACACGGGAACACAACAGCAAGAGCUGUCUUACCACCAAAAUAUUGAAAGCAGUAUGGCCCUUGCACCUCCUCCUGACGAAGAAAAUGAGGACACCCCACCAGAUGAUGUAAUGUCCUAUCCCCCUGAACUAAAAUGUGAUCGUUGUGGAGCUGUUUUUUCUCAUAACCAGCACUUGAAUCAACACUUAGAUGACUGUAACUGUGCACCUGUGCUACCAGACAGUUGUCUACAGGUUGAAGAAAAUCCAUCAACCCAAGUGACAGAGGAGAAUAAGCGUCCUCAGAGACAUCAGGCAGACCAGCGAUCUUUUUCAUGUAAACAGUGUGGGAAGUGCAUUUCAAAGCCAGAAAAAUUAAAGGCACAUGAAAAGCUGUUCCAUUGUAAUGAGUGCGCUACUACAUGCAGUACAAAAACUAUGUUAGCAAGGCACAAAAAGAUACAUACUGGUGAAAAACCAUAUUCGUGUGGGGAGUGCAAAACAAGCUUCACUGAAUCUGGGAGUUUGAAAGUUCAUAUGAGGCAGCAUACAGGAGAUAGACCAUACAAGUGUUCAUUUUGUAAUGAAGCUUUCAGUGGUGCUGGAAUGUUAGCUUCACACAAAAGGAAACACACUGGUGAGAAACCUUAUGUUUGCAGUGAAUGUGGUGCAGCUUUCAGGCUUCUGUCCACACUCAAAAGUCACAGUCGUAGACAUACAGGAGAAAAACCUUUUUCUUGUGAGUUAUGUGGAAAGUCUUUUACGCAGAAAGCAGCUUUACGACGCCACAAAAGGACUCACUUAAAUGUAAAACCUUAUGAGUGUGAUCAUUGUGGUUUCAAGUUUCGAGAAAAAGAAAAUCUCAGAAGACAUCUUCUUCUCCAUAAGACUGUUUGGCCAUUUAUCUGUGACAUUUGUGGAGCAGGUUUCAACUAUAGUAAAAAACUUGAAACUCACAAAAUGCUUCACAAUGGUGGAGAUAAGCCUUAUAAGUGCAAUAAGUGCUCUUCAAGUUUUGCUUCUCCAAAGUACCUUACGCAGCAUAAAAAAAGGGUUCAUGACAGAAAAGGUUCAGUUAGGUGUGAAGAAUGCAAUGCCACAUUUACCAGAAAAGAGACUUUGCGAUCACAUUUACGAAUUCACAAAGGCUCUGAUCAAUAUGUAUGUGAACAGUGUGGGGCAGCUUUCAACCAGAGAGCAACUUUGACAAGGCAUACAAGAAUUCAUCUUGGUUCAGCAGGAAGUGAUGGAUCUUCAUCCAAAGAAAGUUAUACUUGUAAAUUUUGUAAAAAAGUUUUCACAACCAAGAAGUCUUUAGAUGGCCACCUGAUGGAAACUCACGUGGUUGAGGAUUUUGCGUUAGAGUGUCCAACUUGUCAUUUAGGGUUUUCAGAUCAAUGUGAACUUGCAAGGCAUAGAAGUACACAUCAUCAAACUUUAAGACCUGUUGCAAAUGCAAGUGAAAGUCAGAGAGAGGUAGUAAAAGAUAAAUAUAUUUGUGAAGACUGUGACCAGACUUUCCUUAAAAAAUGGCAAUUAAGGGCACAUUGGAAGUACUGUCUCUGUAGGGAUCUUGAUGCAGUGGAUAGUGAACCAGUAGAGGUUAAACCAAACAUUUCCUCACAGAACAGUAGCAAGGAAGUGAAUGCCAUGAAGUUAGUGUCAGCUGUGCUGGCUGCAGCAGGUAGCAGCUCAGGUAGUGAAGUUAGUUACCAAACUUCCCAGCACUCCGAGACAUCGUCAGUGUCAGUUCCGUUAACUGUGGCUUCCACCUCCAGUUCACAACAGUCACAGCAUUGCACAUCAUCUCAGGUCACUCAAUCUCACAAUGGUGUAUAUGAACAUGUGAAUGAAAUUCCUCAAGAAUUAUCUUAUCAACAACCAGCUCAGGAAGUCCCUCAACAUUCCUCAGAUGUUAAUGUUAUGCAGUCAUUGCAGGAUCCACAUCAUCACAACUCUGUUCAUGAUAAUGUUCAGCAUGUAGAUCGGCAAACAGUCUUGCAAGGAGAAACUCAGGGAACACUUUUACAACACUCACUGCAAGAAGAUAUGCAGCAUCAUUCAUUUGACUUUGAUAUUUCGCAAAAUGAAUUCUACAAAUCUGUCCCUUCAUUGCAAUCAUCAUCUCAUCCUCCCCACCACAGUCAACAUUAUAGUCACCCUGAUACCACCCAAGAGUCCUCAUUGCUUCAUAGUUCAGUUCUUCAAGAUAUCAGUCAAGAACAUGAUUCGUGUGAAGAUCUGCAUGAUGACUUGCAUCAUUCUGGCACUUUUUUAAGUAAUCAGCGAGAGGUUACACUUCAAGAAGCUGUACAUCAUCAGCGGGGACAGCAUAGACUUGACCACAUUGAACAUGAGAAUAAAGAUCAAGAAAGUGAAUCUUUUCAUUCUCAUUCCGAAAAUUACCAAAAUACAUUUCAAGAUCAGUAUCAUCCAUACAAUCGAUGUCAAGUUUCAAAAGCAGAAGAGAGGUAUACUACCAGGACUGAACUCCAACAUUAUGUUUUACAAGACCCAACUGGUACUAAAGUAAGGAAUGCAUGUCCAAAGUUGUUAGGAUCAUAUAAUAAUUUGCGCAGUAAAUAUUAAUUGUAAGUUAAGAGGAAAAAUAUUUAUUUUUAAUCCUUUGUUUCUCAUAUAUCAUGUUUAUAAACAUGUAUCUUUUGUAGGGUAUUUUAUAAUAAACCAUUUCAUAUUAGAUUUUAAAAGUUUUAAUGUUGUUGAUGGAUAUGUAUAUUAUCAUAAUUUAUAUAAAAGAAUAAUAAUUCUCUAAUGGUUCUUUCCAAAGGUAGAUAAAAGGAAACAGUUUUGUCAAGGAGUAAUAGUAAUAUUUAUUGAACAGUUAAUGGGAAGCACAAAUUAGGCUGAUUAUUACAUCAGGUUAUUUAAAUGUUGGUGAGCUGGUGCCCAUCAUUAUUUCAUUAAGUAAUUGCUGAAGGAGUCACUUCCACUUUUCUGAGUAUUGUAUUAUGUUUAGCAAUAAUUCUAAGAAUCUGGGUAAUUGAUUUAAGUAUUUUUAGUACGUAUUUAUAUUUGUCUGUACAGUAUUUUGUUGUUAUUUAUUUGUUGAGCCAUUAUCUUCAGUAUAUUAACUCAAAUAUUUUCCUCAUGUUUCUGUACUCUUGAGUAAAGCUGUUCUUCCAAAAUUGUUUGUAUGGCACACUAUAAGCAGCAAUUAGUUUUGGAUUGUCUUUGAGGUUUGUAGUACUAUAAUUUUGUCAUGUGUUACUGAAAUGUGUUGGUCAUUGAUAGUAGAAAAUAUUAGUUGAUAGAUAAACUUUGCAAUUUACUGUAAUAAUUUUGUAAGUGUACUAAGUAUCAACACACCACUUUUUUUUCAUUGCUGAACAAAAGUGUUUGUAUGAUAUAUUGUGAAGUAUCUUAUUAGCUUAUUUUACUUUUUGAAUUUUGGAUGAUUCUAGGGUAUAGUUACCCUUUACUUCAGUACCAGGGAAAAUGAUACAUACAAUUUGUUGCCAUAUAUUUUUCUUUCUUCACCAUGGAGCUAUAUUUGCUACAGUCUGUUUGGCUGUCUGUAUGCUUUCUUUAUGCUUGAUAACAACACUACAUGAAAAAAAAUGAACAAAUUUGAUAAACUUUAUUUUUUUAAGUGUUUGCCAUUGAUGAAGAAUACCAAUUUUUUACCAUAGACAUCACAUGACUUUACCAGUAUCCACAAAAAAUUUUAUCAGCUUAGGGAUUCGCCAAAUGUAGUUGCAAUUAAAUUUUCACCAAAAUUUGCUUAUGUUUGUAAGUUGAUAUGUCCAAACGGACAUAGCUGCUUUUGCAUAUUUUGUUCUAUUGUUUGUUGCUGGCAGUUUGAUUAUGAUCUAUUGCUUCUUGUGAUCUUUAUCUACCUUUAAACUUGAAUAAUUAGGAAUAUUUAGUAAAUUGGAUUGCUCUGUUAUGAUAUUUUUAUUUUAACUGCCUAUAAAUCUUUUAAGAUGAAAGCAGGUUUAUUUAAAUCUAAGCUAAAUGCAACCACGCUAUUUGCAUGGUUUUAACAUUGAAUUGACAAUCUCCCUUCCUUUGGGUUGAGCUCUUAAAUGUUUAUUUUUUUCAUGUCAAACUCACAACUACUUAUUAAUAAUUGCCCAUGUUCAUGGUUAAUAAAUUUCCUGUGACAUAUCAAGUCUUGGCUUAAGAAAAUGGUAGUAAGCAGGUAAGUGCUUGCACUUAAGUUCAUGCAUCUUAGUUAUAAAAUAGUCAGCUGUCUUCACUGGAUUGCCUCAGUCAUUAACUCAUUAUAUGAGGUUUACUUAUUUGCUCAAAGCACCAAGUGUGUUUGUCAUGCAAUGUGAAGAAAACUUUGUAUUUCAUUUUCUCAAAUGAGAUUCUUUCUUGGGCCAGGUGAGUUUCAGCCUUGUAGCCACUCCUAGGACCAAGUUCAUUUGUGGGGAUUGCCACUCUGAUUUUGGUCUUUUUUGUCAUUUGUUGACAAUUCGGUUAAUGUUUAACUGAUUUAGCUACUAACUUGCAAACUAGUCAUUCAGUAGUUACAGCUAAGAAGUGAAUUCUUUUUUCAUGCUAACGAGACACUUUUCCCAUUUCAUUUACUAUUAUUGUUGUGAAGAGUAGGUGUAAUUUGUUUUACUUAUAGUCCUUGUUUAGGAUGAUUUUUGGCAUUUUGGAUGAUUGGCUUUGCAAUUACACCUUAUGUUUGCCUUAUAUGCAUAGCUUUAAAAAUCUGAUUUUUGUUUCUUGUUUGGUUAUUAUUGUAUAAUUUGUUCAUGAAACUUACCUGACAGAUAUAUAU
Molecule: messenger RNA, 5792 nt
Organism: Macrobrachium nipponense
Lineage: Eukaryota; Metazoa; Arthropoda; Malacostraca; Decapoda; Palaemonidae
Exons: 8
Coding region: 233-3625 (1130 amino acids)
Source: RefSeq, a predicted model, not a curated record